This is a messenger RNA of Alosa sapidissima (American shad), 1202 nucleotides long. RefSeq names its product translational activator of cytochrome c oxidase 1 (gene taco1). Gene Ontology annotation, cellular component: mitochondrion. The transcript is spliced from 6 exons. The coding region runs from base 1 to 696 and encodes 231 amino acids. The record is from RefSeq and is a predicted model, not a curated record. Lineage: Eukaryota; Metazoa; Chordata; Actinopteri; Clupeiformes; Clupeidae.
AUGAUGCAGAAGCUGUCCAUGAUGAUACGGGUCGCAGUUAGAGAAUUUGAUGUCAACUCAACUUAUGUACUCCCAAUCAUCCAGGGGGGACCAAACCCUGAGUUUAAUGUUGCGCUGGCCCAAGUUAUUGAGCAGUGUCGCAACAACAGCGUUCCCAAGACCACCAUCGACCACGCCAUCAAGGGAGCCGAGAAGUCCAAGACAGGUAGUCAGCACCUGUAUGAGGUGAGGGGUCCAGGCGGCUUCAUGGCCCUGGUGGAGAUUCUAACCGAAAACAACAAACGCUCCAACCAAGAGAUCCGAUACCUCCUCAACAAGCAUGGGGGGGCAGUGUGUGAUGGGGCACGCCACAGCUUUAGCAAGAAGGGUGUCGUCAUGGCAGCCAGGGGGGACAUGUCUUCGGAACAGGCGCUAGAGUUAGCCAUUGAGGCAGGAGCUGAGGAUGUGCAGGAGACAGAGGAUGAGGAGGAGAGGGCCAUGCUACAGUUCAUUUGUGGCAUGACUGAGAUGCGGGGGGUGCGUGAGGCGCUGGAGAAGCUGGGCGUUGCCACGGUGUCAUCGGGGCUGGAGUACGUCGCCACAGCGGCAGUGCCACUGGCCGAGGAUCAACUCCGAGAUGCCCACAUCUUGCUGGAGGCGCUAAAGGACUAUCCCGACGUGGUGCGGGUCUGGGACAACAUCCAGGCCCAGGACUAAUAACACCCCCCCCCCCCCCCAUCCCUCCUCCCUCUCUCUUUCUCUCUCAGUCUCUGUGAGGGGAGGGCAGAGAUGGACAGUGGUAGACAGACAGAUGGACAGAGAAAGGGAGAGUGUUUGUCAUUUUGGAUUUCAAGAAUUCUGAAUUCAGUUCCAGAAUGAUCCAGAUGUGCAGAACAGAGCCAUGCAGAGAAUGGCUCUGGUGCAGACCAAAGAUUUUAGAAGCUUAGGUGCUGCAGACAGGACAAUUUUCUGGAAUGUGGAACCCUGGAGGAAAUCUGUUCUGUGAAGCUGAAGGCUGAUGACUGAGACCAGAGGAAUGAAACAUCAUAUCACUAAUUUAUCAGGAACCGGAGCCAUCCUAUUGUCACAUGUGUGAGUUGUGGGAAUGGUGUGCUUCUCUGACUGUGAGUGUGAAUAGGAGUGAGAAUGAAAGUGUGAGAAAAAGACUGUUUGCAACCUGCUUGUAUUCAAUCUGUGUUCUCAAAUAAAAUGAAAUAAAUGUU